AUCCUCAAAGGCGAAGAAGGGGAUAGAGUGAGGAGCUCACUUCAGCUCAGCUCAGCAGCCAAGCCCAAGAACCUCAUGGCCAUGGCGACCUCCACCUUCUCCCCCCACCCGCUCCCGCUCAAGCCCCAGCUCGGGCCCAAGCCCCACCGCCUCCACCUCGCCCCCUUCCCGCGCCUCCGCACCCACCGCCGCCUCGCCGCCGCCGCCGGGGAGGCCCCCGUCGAGGCGCCGCCCAACCCGGAGGCCGCGGAUCCCUCCCCAGCCGCCUCGAACGGCUCCGCUGCUCCGGCCCCCGCCAAGGCCAAGGUCAAGGUUGAGGCGGUGGAGGUGGUGGCUUCGCCCAAGUUCCAGGACUCGCGGUGGGUGAACGGGACCUGGGACCUCAGCCGGUUCGGGAGCACGGGCGGCGCCGUCGACUGGGACGCCGUCAUCGACGCCGAGGCCAGGAGGAGGAAAUGGCUUGAAGAUUCCCCAGAGGCAAGCAGCAGUGAUGACGCUGUUGUUUUUGACACUUCGAUUAUCCCAUGGUGGGCAUGGAUCAAGCGUUUCCAUCUCCCUGAAGCCGAGAAGCUAAAUGGACGUGCUGCCAUGGUUGGCUUCUUCAUGGCCUACUUUGUCGAUAGCUUGACAGGCGUGGGGCUCGUCGACCAAAUGGGCAACUUCUUCUGCAAAACCUUGCUGUUUGUCGCUGUGGCUGGUGUGCUGCUGGUCAGGAAAAACGAGGACAUCGACAAUCUGAAAAAGCUCAUCGAUGAGUCAACGUUCUACGACAAGCAAUGGCAGUCAACCUGGCAAGAUGAUUCCCCUUCCGGACCAAAGAAGUAGCUGGGAGGUUGAAUUUUGCGGUAGCUGAGAGGGGUGAUGCGGAUUUUCUCCUCCUUAUCUUGUACUGUUCCUUUUAUCAGCCUUUUGUUUCCUGAUUUUAGUGAGGCUCGGUACCUGUCGACAAACUUUGUAAUAAUAAUAUCUACGCCAUCCUGUAAAAAGUACGAACUCACUUCUGUGCUAGAGAUAACACGCCUGUGGGUUAUUUAGCUGGAUGAUUUGCAAUUGCAAUUCAAAGUGCCAGAUUACAA
Lolium rigidum is the source of this 1076-nucleotide messenger RNA. Its product is annotated as light-harvesting complex-like protein 3 isotype 1, chloroplastic. The transcript is spliced from 3 exons. The record is from RefSeq and is a predicted model, not a curated record. Bases 76 to 825 code for a protein of 249 amino acids. Lineage: Eukaryota; Viridiplantae; Streptophyta; Magnoliopsida; Poales; Poaceae.